Exserohilum turcica Et28A is the source of this 633-nucleotide messenger RNA. RefSeq lists its product as uncharacterized. The transcript has 2 exons. Lineage: Eukaryota; Fungi; Ascomycota; Dothideomycetes; Pleosporales; Pleosporaceae. Gene Ontology annotation, molecular function: protein binding. The coding region runs from base 1 to 633 and encodes 210 amino acids. Gene Ontology annotation, cellular component: nucleus. The record is from RefSeq and is a predicted model, not a curated record. Gene Ontology annotation, biological process: regulation of gene expression.
AUGGCAGGCCUGGACGAAGACAGCAUAGACGAGAUCCUCUACCUGGCGCGCGCAAAUGAAGCAGCCGAACUCGAGUCAUUCCUCUCUGGGCUCGCGGCGCAGACGAAGCGAACCAAGGCCGACCUGCUGACUGCGGCCAUCGACCCGUAUUCCAAGAACAGCGCGCUGCACUAUGCUGCUGCUAACGGCCAUAAUAACAUUAUCAAACUACUCUUCUCGGCCAGCACAGAGAAGCCCAGCCCAGCCUUUCUGAAUGCAACCAACGAGGCGGGCAACACGCCUCUUCACUGGGCCGCGCUAAACGGCCAACUCGAAAGCGUCAAGCUUCUCGUUCAGGCCGGCGUCGAUGUCACCAUUAUCAACCGAGCGGGCCAUGACGCCGUGUACGAGGCAGAGAUCAACGACAAGAACGAGGUAGUUGACUGGCUACUUGGGGCCGUCGAAGAGCUCGAAAAGGGUAUCGGCCACACGGGCGAAUCCACUCUUGGAGAAAGCACCGAUGCGGAAGCGGAUGGCAUCAACGACGACGGUGCGGCAAGUAACGAUACACAUGCCCAAGGGCCGUCAGUGGAGAAUGUCCGGAAGCAGAUGGAGGAUUUGAACACGCAGGACGGUGCUCCCAAGCAUGGUUGA